UGUCGAAGGCAAUGCAGGACCAGUAUCCCAAGGAGGCAGCUGAAGACUUCCCUCACGAUGCAAUGGCCAUUACGAAAUCGCAGCUCACGAGCAAGCUCAAGAACAUCCGUUCUAAAUACCGAGGGGCAGUGGACACAGGGCGUCGAAGUGGCCAAGGGCGUGUGGUGAUGCUUUUUUAUGAGCUUUGCCAAGAGAUCUGGGGUGGCUCGCCCGCUACGCGCUGCAUUGAGGGAGCCAUGGAGACUGAUGACCUUUUGGAGUCGCCGGGGUGCUCGACCCCAACAAUGGAGUCGCCAUCGCCACAUUCUGAGGAAUCCAGUAACUGCCUUCCUCCUGCUGUUGUGAAACAGCGCCGACAUUUGCUCCAGGCAAAGCUCGACAGCCACAGAAAGGACCGGCUGAAGAGGAAAGCUCGGCCUGACCCGGUGGCGGAAGCCGAGGAGGACCGCCAAAUGAAGAGGAGGAUGGUGGAGCUGGCUGAGGAGUCUGCAAGAAGCUACGCCGAGAGCACAUUGCAAUUAAACUCCAACAUUGCCAACAUCUGCAGCACUAUCCAGGACGGCUUUGCCUUGAUGAGGGAAAUGAUGUACCGACCGCCACAACAGACGCAAUAUGUACCCCCCCACAGCGGACAAUACAAUAGCUACCCCCAGGGCCGUUGCAACAAGUCCUGGGCCCCUAUACAAGAGGAGCACCGUCUGGAUGGCGAACGCUUCCAGCGCUAUUUGAGGCUGACUCCGGCCCAGUUUGAUGACCUGCUAGCUAGGAUCGGUGCUAGGAUCUCUCGGUUGGACACCAACUACAGGCGCUCCAUCUCAGCUUCGGAGCGCCUGUCCAUCUGUCUCCAAUACCUAGCCACUGGGGACUCCUACAGGACCAUCGCAAAUAGUUUCCGUGUUGGGAUCUCCACUGUCUCCAGCAUUGUCCCUGAUGUUGCCACUGCAAUCUGGGACUCUCUGGUGGAGGAGUUCAAGGCUGUGCCCAGCACAGAUGAGUGGAGGUCCAUUGCAGGGAGGUUUGAGGAGCGGUGGUUCCUCUUUGCUCUCUUCAGUCUGGCACCCUCCAACUGCCUGCCAACCUGCCACUACCAGGAGCUGACCACCGAGGACCACAGCCGCAUGUCUUUGUGGCUGAUGAGGCCUUUCCACUUUGGAAAAACCUCAUGA
Messenger RNA from Gadus chalcogrammus (walleye pollock), 1166 nucleotides. RefSeq lists its product as uncharacterized. The record is from RefSeq and is a predicted model, not a curated record. The transcript is spliced from 5 exons. Bases 12 to 1166 code for a protein of 384 amino acids. NCBI's taxonomy places the organism in Eukaryota, Metazoa, Chordata, Actinopteri, Gadiformes, Gadidae.